UGAAAUUGAAGCAAUUUAAUUAAUUUCAUCUUUUUCCCUCACGAGUCAUAUACCCUAGCCCUCGUCUGAGUUGCAGCCUUUCUCCCUCUUCGUCUUAGUCGAUCGUCGUGAAGGCUUUCCAGCACCUCCGUGGUUCUCGCGCGUGGUUGACUACCGUCAAAGGUCAUUUUCCAGGCCUGGGUCGUCCUUGUCGUUGACAGUCAUUGUGUAAGACUGUGAAUACAAGUGGUAGAGCUCCAUUUCAUCACGCUGACUCAAGUUGUUGGCUUCGAUCAAGAAUUGGAGCCACUCCCUGAAUUAAAAAUAUUUGAUGAGAUAAGGAAGUUCCAUGAACUGUACCUUGAACACUUUGAAAAUAAUGUAUCGAUUUUUAAUUUAUUGUGAAGUGUACCUUGAACUGUGCCUUUAUUUUGGUUUUACAGUACAGAAUCGAGUUCUCGAAGGGAACACUUUGAAAAUCCCGUGAAACUCCCAUCUCUUUCUCUCGUUGUAUGGCAAACAGCAAAUAUGAGUAUGUCAAGUGUUUUGAAGUUGGGGAUGAGGCCAUGUUUCCCAAUAUCAUCCUUGUUUGGAUCAAGGCUAGUAAACUCCAUAAACCUCAUGAUUCAAAUACCUUGAAAUUGAUGAACUCUUGUGCUGUUGAAGUUCUUGAAGAGUAUGCAGAUGUAGUCUUUGCAUAUGGGUUCAGUGAUGAGUAUACUUUUGUUUUCAAGAAGACCUCCAAGUUCCAUGAAAGGCGUGCAAGCAAAGUGCUAUCCAUCAUUACUUCUUUUUUCUCAUCUGUCUUUGUGAGAAAAUGGGAUGAAUUCUUUCCACACAAGGAACUACAAUGUCAUCCUUCCCUACAUGGGCGGGUCAUAGCUUGUGCGUCCAUAAAAGCUCUCCAAGCUUAUCUUUUGUGGCGGCAGACUAUUUGUCAUUUGAGUAAUCAACAUGAGCAAUGCCUUUGGCGUCUUGUUGAACGUGGAAUGAAUGAGAAGGAAGCAUGGGAUUUCAUCAAGGGUUUUGAAAAAAGUGAUCUAAACAAUCUUUUAUUUGACGAGUUCAACGUCAAUUACAAUACACUAGAGCCGAUACUCCGCCAAGGGUCUUGUGUUCUGAAGACAACGGGUGAGGAUACUGUGAAGUACACAGAUAAUGGUGCUCCAAUUAAAAGGCACAGAAGGAAGAUAGUCACGGUGCAUUCCAAGAAAAUAGCUAGCAAGAGAUUUUGGAAUGAGCAUACUGUUCUUUUGAAGGACCUUGGUGGUUUUGUUGAAGAAAUUAACAAUGUGACUCCAGAGUAUGUGAGGUCCUUUGAAUUUGAUAGCAAAUUGAUGCCAUGUACAUGGAUUGUAGUUCGAAUAGAUGGGUGCCACUUCCACAGAUUUUCUGAGAUACAUGAAUUUGUGAAGCCAAAUGAUGAUAGAGUUCUUAACUUGAUGAAUUUGUGUGCAGUCGCUGUCUUAGAAAAGUUUUGGGAGGAUAUAGUCUUUGCCUAUGGGGUUAGUGACGAGUAUAGCUUUAUUCUUAAGAAAACCACUAAUCUUUAUCAAAGGAGAGCUAAUACAAUAAUUUCAGCUAUUGUGUCUUUCUUCACAUCCACUUAUGUGAUGAGAUGGAAAGAUUUCUUCCCACAAAGUGAGUUAAAGUACCCUCCUUCCUUUGAUGGACGAGCUGUGUGUUAUCCAUCUACCGAGAUUCUACGGGACUACCUUUCAUGGAGACAAGUGGAUUGUCACAUCAACAAUCAAUAUAACUCUUGUUUCUGGAAGUUAGUUGCAUCUGGAAAAAGCAAAAGGGAAGCCCAGAACAGUUUAAAAGGUGGUCAGUUGCAAAAGAAAAUUGAGGAAUUGGCUAUUGACUACAAUAAAUUACCAGUCAUGUACCGACAAGGAUCCUCAAUUUAUAGGGACAAGGUAGACAAUGUUCUAAUUCAUCAGGAGAAUGGAGAGUCUCCUGAAAAUUAUGGAAAGGUUAUUGUAGGACAUUUUGACAUUAUUGGACCAACCUUUUGGUUGGAACACCCAAACAUCCUUGAUGAAUAGUUGUAUGUGAAGUGUAGCAUUGAGUCUGUUAAUCACAAUUCUAUUACUUUAUUUCUUGCUGCUGAAAUUUUUUGUUGGUUUGGUUUAA
This is a messenger RNA of Glycine soja, 2115 nucleotides long. RefSeq names its product tRNA(His) guanylyltransferase 2-like. Bases 492 to 2027 code for a protein of 511 amino acids. NCBI's taxonomy places the organism in Eukaryota, Viridiplantae, Streptophyta, Magnoliopsida, Fabales, Fabaceae. Gene Ontology annotation, molecular function: magnesium ion binding; tRNA guanylyltransferase activity. The transcript has 4 exons. The record is from RefSeq and is a predicted model, not a curated record. Gene Ontology annotation, biological process: tRNA modification.